Messenger RNA from Cryptomeria japonica (Japanese cedar), 899 nucleotides. RefSeq lists its product as uncharacterized. The transcript is spliced from 2 exons. The record is from RefSeq and is a predicted model, not a curated record. Lineage: Eukaryota; Viridiplantae; Streptophyta; Pinopsida; Cupressales; Cupressaceae. Bases 169 to 507 code for a protein of 112 amino acids.
UAAAACAAGAGCCCUAAACUUCGAGGGUUUAAACUUUAGGAAGAGAAAACCCUAAGUCCCCUUUCAAAGGCAUACUAAAACUUCCUGUUAACGCACUAGAGGUAUAGAGUCUUAAUAUUGAAGAGCAAAGCCAACAGAUUGCAAAUCAACAGGGUAAGUGCUGUAGGAAUGGCGAAAUCUAUGAGGUCAAAGAGGAAGAGAAGGCUUAGAACACUGAGAAGAGAAAUAGCAGAACCAUUCUAUGACAAGAAGGAGCAGGCGAAGCUUGCCGCUCAGGAGGCUGCCCUCGCUGCUCCCAAGCUUGAGAUACCCUUACGCAGAUCUCAAAUGGAAAUAGAACCUGCUAAUGAAGGAGGAAAUGAGAAGGCACCAAUGGCCAUUGACAGUGGUGACAUGAAGAACUCUAUCCUUAAACCUGUUGGUGGUAUUCAAAAGAAGCGGAAAAACAAAUUGGUAGCAAAGCAGCUGCGGAAGAAGAGGCGUAAGAAUAAAAAGCACAACUUCUAAGUAAAUGUAUAGCCUGCAUGUUAGCUUUCUGGAUGGUGAAGUGUAUUUUCUAGUUUUGCUCUAGGAUGUUUACUUUAACAGCGCUAGCUGAAGUUUUGUUGAUCCUCACCUAGGUCAGGGUGGUGGCCCUGAAUGUAUUUCUAUUCAGCAAGCUAGCUUAGUUUUCCUUGUUUCUUGAGACCAACAUUGUUGACCAACAUUUCUACCUUCAUAUUUUAUCAUUUAGCAAUGUAACAUGGUUGGGUGUGUGUGAUUGUGGCUUUUUGCCAUUCUUCUUCAUUGCUCUGGUUUCACUCUUAAUUGAACUGAGUUCUGAGCAAAUGGGCGUCAGUUCAUAUUUAACCAGUUUUGGAAACAACAAUAAAUAAAUAAGGAGAAAUUUAUGUUUGGAA